Cercospora beticola is the source of this 648-nucleotide messenger RNA. RefSeq lists its product as uncharacterized. The record is from RefSeq and is a predicted model, not a curated record. NCBI's taxonomy places the organism in Eukaryota, Fungi, Ascomycota, Dothideomycetes, Mycosphaerellales, Mycosphaerellaceae.
CCCGUGCCUGCCUGCAACAACAAACAUGACCCCAUUGUCGUUGAGGACGACAGCGACAGCACGAGCACCGAUGCAUCUGCAGGCGACCGCCUGCUCCCCAUGUCAAAGAGAGAGCGGCAAGCCGGUAUGCCGCAAUUCCCAAGGGACAACAUUUUCGACAAAGACAGACCCGCGCAGAACAACCUGGUCUGUCCAUUGUUGGUCAUGAGCGACGACAAGAACGUCCUCUGUUUAGCAGACUUUCCAGAUGAUGACGCUCUCUGUGAGCACCUCGAGGAGCAGCACGACGUGACGUUCAACCCUCAUGACGCGGAAUUCUUCGCUCAGGAGUACAAAGAUAUCUAUGCCACACAGGGCAUUACGGCUGUCAUGACUGAGCUGAGAAGCCCGCUGCCUAUGCCGACGACCAUCAAGGAGACAGGGCCACUCACCAAUUUGAGCGACCCAGAUCGUAUGCUUGCCGCCACGCAGCUCUUCUAUGAUACAACAUGGCGAGCGAAAGUCCUUUUACCGGCGAUGCACAAGAUCCUUGCACAAUUUGAGCCGAAGCUUGAGGACUUCGGACCGACCGACCUUCCUCGACAUUUUGAACAGGUCUUUCACUCAACGCACUGUCUGUUGGCCAUCAAAUCUACUGACGAAGCCUAA